Messenger RNA from Nematostella vectensis (starlet sea anemone), 1470 nucleotides. RefSeq lists its product as uncharacterized. NCBI's taxonomy places the organism in Eukaryota, Metazoa, Cnidaria, Anthozoa, Actiniaria, Edwardsiidae. The record is from RefSeq and is a predicted model, not a curated record. The transcript has a single exon. The coding region runs from base 275 to 808 and encodes 177 amino acids.
UUUGUUUCGCAAUGGACUUACAAUGUUUAAUUAUUUAUCUUGGAAAUGAAGACAAAGAUCUUUUUUGAGUACAUCGAUUAAGUUAAUUGAAGUGUUCCCACACAUUUUACGGACGGAAGAAUAUUUAUAAGAUAUCUUAAAACGCACACUCCUGAAGCUUGAAGUGCCGGAGAACGUAUUCGUGCUCAGAAUGUAUUUUACCCAAUGGAUACAGUAAAAGAAUUGGUCUAGAAAAAAAAAAACGAAACAAAAAAUAGGAAAGGGAACAGGAAUAAUGUUUGAUGAUGGGAAAAUGAGACUUGGAGUUUAUCCGAACAAUUUGUCACCGAAUCUAAUCCAAAGUCCAAGAGGGUUGCGAGCAUUUUCGCCUUACAAGGAAAACGAUUCCCUCGUAGUUUCCGAUGAUGAUCUGGAUAGCAUUCUCAGUGAUGUAGAAGAAUACGAAGAAAAGAAGAAAGCGGCGAGAAAGAAAAAAGCGGCCGAGAAGAGAGAAACUAGUAAAAGACUUAGCCCUGUUGAAGAUGACUUGGACGACAUUUUUACAAAUGUCGAAAAACGGAGGAAAGAAAUGGAAGAAAUUUUGCUUGCAGUCGAAGCCUCUAAUAAGGACGACGACGAUAAAAUGUCUGAUUGUAAGUCGGUUGUUUCUAUGGACAACGAGUUGGAGGAAUUGAUGAAAGAAAUAGAGGGGGACGGAUUGAAUGUGGACAAUUUCAUUCAACAGAAUAAUAGAAAAGAGAUUCCUUCAGAUAGAACAAAGUCGGAGGAAGAAUUAGAUGGAAUGGUAGAGGACUUAUUAGAAUUCUAGGCGUAAAAUUAACCUCCUGCAAAAGAAAAAGAUUGAAUCAUUUUUUCUACCGGGGAAAAGGUUUGCUGGGAGAUCCCGUUAGACACGAAUAUCCCGGGCCAAUGUAAACAAAUGUUAACAAUAUGGAUCAUUUCCGGAAAAUAUUAUAACUGAAUUAACACAAGUAAUAUACAUAAAUAACGCAAUAUAAUGCAACUUUAGUAUGCGAGAAUACUAAGAUAUUGAAUUUCUCAUAAAAGAAUGAGUAAAAUGAGGUACGUCGUAACUAAAAUUCCUUUAUAAUGUGAAUAUAUAAUCCUCGAGUAGAGUAGUGUGAUUAACAGGGUGAUCGAUUUCACAGAAAAAAUUCCAUUAUUCUCGGUGUUUAGGAUUAAGAUUUAUUAAAGUGAAAUGGGAUCUUUUUUUUUUCCAAAUCAGAGAUGGGGGAUUACGUGAUAUUUUGAAUUCAAGCACUGUAAAUCUCAUUUCUGCUCACGAAAAUUCAAGAAUAUAGUCUAAUGUGUUUCAGAUGGACAGAAAUAAAAAUGAAAUCGAACGUUUUUCAGUGCGAUUUUUCGGUUUCAAAUCAUUUUUUUUCUGUUUCCGAAAGAAGCAAAUAAGACAAAGGAAGUUCAAUCAAGUGAGUUCAACCAGGUCAUUGAACAAAGAACGCUGUUAUUGAA